Bombus terrestris (buff-tailed bumblebee) is the source of this 1276-nucleotide messenger RNA. Its product is annotated as coiled-coil domain-containing protein 113. The record is from RefSeq and is a predicted model, not a curated record. NCBI's taxonomy places the organism in Eukaryota, Metazoa, Arthropoda, Insecta, Hymenoptera, Apidae. Bases 41 to 1276 code for a protein of 411 amino acids. Gene Ontology annotation, biological process: cilium assembly. Gene Ontology annotation, cellular component: axoneme; ciliary basal body. The transcript is spliced from 7 exons.
AUCUGAACGAUUACAACUCUCUUAAUCUUCGAUUAUAGUUAUGAAUCUUGAUGACUUGCAUCAAAUGCACAGUGACCUCUUGCAAGAAAUCUGGAUGUUGACCCUAGAAAACGACAUGUAUGAGCGGUACCUGAGCCGACAAGAUCCUCACAGUCUCAAAAGUAAAGAAGCAAAAAUUACAAGAAAAGUUACAGCACACUUAUUACCAAGAUCAUCGCGUAUGAGCUUCCGAGAAAGCGUAAUAAAUUUCCAUGACCCUGGCAGACAUAGUGUUGUUAGUACACCUAGCAUUGUCAGCAUGCCGUCCGUAAAUCGAUUAGGAACAACAAGCAUCAUGACAAUGGGAACUACAGGCGAUAGCCCGAAGUCAGAAUAUCAAGACCAUCUGAAAAAUGUCAUUGGAAAAUUAACUGUAAAAAUCACAAUAGCGCAUCGGAUGUUUAUGGCAAGAAAGGAAGUGGAGGAGAUGAAACGGAAACUGGAACAGAUGCAAGUGUUCGUGCGAAAGAAGAAAGCAACCAUGAGGGCAAAGAUCGAGGAAAUCGAAAUUCGGAUCAGCGAGGCGCAUGAAUCGACGGCAGAGUUCGAAUCGGAAGUGGUUGUAGAGGGCGUGGACUCUAUAACAGGGAAGAUUCCUGCCGAACGAGUGAUCAGAUUCAUCGAAGAAUGGCUGAGAUCGGCGAACACGAUACUAGAGAGGCUAAGAUUGAAGAGCGCUACAUUGAGAAUGCUGAUCAGAAAGGCUAGACAGCAGCUUGCUCAGAGGAAGGAACUAGGCGAGUUACUUCACGCCGUUGACUUCGAGAAAUUAAGCAUCGAGAACCAGGAUUACGCAAAGAUGCUCGAAGAAAAGAACCUGUACGUGAUAGAUAUGAAGAGGAUCGCAGGUGAUCGAUCUUGGUACUACCAUCUGAAACUGACGCAACACAAACAGAAACUGGAAGAUCUGUUGCGUAAAUUGAAUGAGGUGAAGAGCGAAAUUAUAACGAAACAGGAUCAGAUUAAAGAGUUAAAGAUCGAGCAGCGGGUCGUUGAAGUUAAAGUGAAACGGCUGAACAAGAAAUUGCAAAAUUUAUUGAGUUUCAUGGAUAAUCAUAUCGCACCAGAUAUUUUAGAAUUUGUCCACAUACAAGUAGAAUGCGAGGAAUUAGACAAAACUUAUAAAUUACUGCAGAGACGUAGGAAUAUCGAGAAGAUAAUAUUUGAGGAGUAUAAAAAACAGUCUCAGACUAGAAAGAAAUCUCAUAUGGACGAUGAAGCCAGGGGAAGACAGUAA